Staurois parvus is the source of this 624-nucleotide messenger RNA. NCBI's taxonomy places the organism in Eukaryota, Metazoa, Chordata, Amphibia, Anura, Ranidae. The record is from the annotation of a GenBank genome assembly.
CACAGGUGUGCCGACUCCUCCCCUCCAGUCUUGUACAGGUGUACCGACUCCUCCCCUUUCAUCUUGCACAGGUGUACCGGCUCCUCCCCUCUAGUCUUGCACAGGUGUACUGGCUCCUCCCCUCUAGUCUUGCACAGGUGUACUGGCUCCUCCCCUCCAGUCUUGCAGAGGUGUACCGGCUCCUCCCCUCUAGUCUUGCACAUGUGUACCGGCUCCUCCCCUUCAUUCUGGCAUAGGUGUACUGGCUCCUCCCCUCUAGUCUUGCACAGGUGUACCGGAUCCUCCCCUUCAUUCUUGCACAGGUGUACUGGCUCCUCCCCUCUAGUCUUGCACAGGAGUACCGGCUCCUCCCCUCCAGUCUUGCACAGGUGUACUGGCUCCUCCUUUCCAGUCUUGCACAGGUGUACUGGCUCCUCCCCUUCAGUCUUGUACAGGUGUACCGGCUCCUCCCCUCCAGUCUUGCACAGGUGUACCGGAUCCUCCCCUUCAUUCUUGCACAGGUGUACUGGCUCCUCCCCUUCAGUCUUGCACAGGAGUACCGGCUCCUCCCCUCCAGUCUUGCACAGGUGUACUGGCUCCUCCCCUCCAGUCUUGCACAGGUGUACUGGCUCCUCCCCUCCAGUC